AUGUCCACACCCACGCCCACGUCUCCCGUUCCAAAACGCAUCAAGCCGAACCCGACCUCGCCAGACGUAUCAACGACAAUGGAUUCUCCCCCUCCUUUACUGAUCAAGAAGCUCUCGGAGAAGGGAAGGUUGCCGACGAGAGGCAGCGCGUUCGCGGCGGGGUAUGAUUUGUAUGCUGCGAGGGAUACGGUGGUGCCUGCGCGUGGAAAAGUGCUUGUUGAUACGGAUAUUAGUAUGGCGGUUCCGGCUGGGACUUACGGACGCAUUGCUCCCCGCUCAGGCCUAGCUUCUAAACACAUGAUCGAUACAGGCGCGGGAGUCAUCGACGCGGAUUAUCGGGGCCAGGUUAAAGUACUGCUGUUUAAUCAUGGAGAAGCGGAUUUUGAGGUUAAGGAGGGCGAUCGUGUGGCGCAGUUGGUGUUGGAGAGGAUUUAUACGCCCGAGGUCGUGGAGGUUGAGGAGUUGGAGGAGAGUGUUAGAGGGGCUGGGGGAUUUGGGAGUACGGGGUAG
Molecule: messenger RNA, 510 nt
Organism: Amorphotheca resinae ATCC 22711
Lineage: Eukaryota; Fungi; Ascomycota; Leotiomycetes; Helotiales; Amorphothecaceae
Exons: 2
Coding region: 1-510 (169 amino acids)
Biological process (GO): dUTP catabolic process; dUMP biosynthetic process
Molecular function (GO): dUTP diphosphatase activity; magnesium ion binding
Source: RefSeq, a predicted model, not a curated record